AUGCUAAGUAAAGCACUUUUCCUGGUUACGCUUUGUAUCCCGUAUACGGCCGAAAGCCACAGCGCUGGACUCCUUGCACAACUUGGAGACAAUGUUCGCGCUAUGAAGCUUGUCAAUGUAUCCGAGAUAUCACAUGAAACUUCAAAAUUACGUGUGUUAUGCUGGGUCAGUACGUAUCACACGAACCACGAGAAACGCCUGCACGCGAUUAAACAAACCUGGGGUAAAAAGUGUGAUAAAUUACUUUUUAUGAGUAAUGUAGAAGAUUUAAGUAUUCCAACGGUUCAAAUUGUAGCUCCACCAUUACAUGAAAUGCUGUGGCAAAAGCAUCGAGAGAUUGUACAGCUCUUGGUAAGAGAAUACGACGAAGAAGAAUUUGAUUGGGUUUUUAAAUGCGACGACGAUACGUUCUUGAUCAUGGAGAAUCUGAAGACUUUAUUGAAUUCACCAAAGAUUCAAGCAAUUGCUACAACGAAACCAACUCUUGUAGGUCAUCGAAUGACGUUACAAUGGUGGGAAAUGCAACGUCGUUUUGAACCAUUUGAAGAUUAUAAUCCGGAGCAUGUAGCAGCAAUGCUGAAAGUAAAAGAGGAGACUAUAAAUGAAGGAGGAUUGAUAUAUACUCCCGGUGGUGGAGGUUAUGCAAUGAAUUGGUCAUAUUUGAAGAAACUGGAAGGAAGUUUUGAUGAACCAUAUUGUUUACCAAAUGAAGUGGUGCCAGAUGAUUGGGCUCUUUCAUUUUGUAUGUGGCAUUUGGGUAUAACACCAUUGGAUACAAGAGAUCACGAGAAGAGGGAAAGAUUUCAUCAAUAUGAUCCGAAUGUUUUGUAUACAAGAUCCCAUGAUGAAGAAGCAUAUGAUCACAAGUUAUUCUCGUCCAUAUACCAGGAGAAUAAUUGGUUUUCCGAUCAUAAUGGAAUUGGAUGGCAGAAUGGAGAAAUGUGUUGUGCACCUGAUUCUAUUACUUUUCACUAUAUUAAGCCACCGCUUAUGGAAUUGUUUUUUGAGUUCUAUUACGGUGGAAGUCACGCACAGGGAUUGUAG
Molecule: messenger RNA, 1044 nt
Organism: Peronospora belbahrii
Lineage: Eukaryota; Oomycota; Peronosporomycetes; Peronosporales; Peronosporaceae
Source: the annotation of a GenBank genome assembly